This is a messenger RNA of Argiope bruennichi, 1571 nucleotides long. RefSeq names its product BTB/POZ domain-containing protein 3-like. The coding region runs from base 1 to 1326 and encodes 441 amino acids. Gene Ontology annotation, cellular component: cytosol. NCBI's taxonomy places the organism in Eukaryota, Metazoa, Arthropoda, Arachnida, Araneae, Araneidae. Gene Ontology annotation, molecular function: protein binding. The record is from RefSeq and is a predicted model, not a curated record. Gene Ontology annotation, biological process: neurogenesis. The transcript has 2 exons.
AUGGAGAGCGAGAAAGUUCUGCAGAGGACGUCGUCUCUUCUGCAGAACACCGCCCUGAGCGACGUGACGUUCAUCGUAGGGCCGCCCUCGGCGUCCAAGAAAUAUGUGGGGCACAGAGUUCUCCUGGCCAUGACCUCCCCAGUCUUCGAAGCCAUGUUCUACGGCGACAUGGCGGACAAGUCGAAAGUGAUCAGGAUAACGGAUAUAGCACCCAUCGGGUUCGAAAAUCUUUUGAGGUAUGCCUACACGGAUACAUUGAACCUUAGCACAGUCGAAGAUGCCAUGCUGACAGCUUAUGCGGCCAAAAAGUAUCUGUUGCCACAUCUUCUACGAGAGUGUUUCGUGUUUAUCGAAGCCCACGUGUCACCUAAGAAUGUUUGCCAGGUCUACGAAUUCGCCACCGUUCUAGAAGCGCACCAUCUCAUCUACGAAUGUCUCAACAUCAUCGACAGACAGACCCAUCACGUUCUAACUUGCUCCACAUUCCCAUCUGUGUCCGUCAGUACCUUAGAGACAAUAGUCGGCAGGCCUUACCUGAACAUUUACUCGGAAUUCUCUCUCUACUCCGCUGUCCAUCUUUGGGCGGAAGAGGAAUGCAAGAGACGUAAUGUUGAGAUUGAAAUGGAGAAUCUGAGGAUUGUUCUGGACACUGUUCUGCCACAUGUUAGGUUUCUUGCCAUGACGGCUGAGGAGUUCUGUAAGGGUCCAGCAAAGAAUGGACUCCUGUCAAAAGACGAGUGCUACGCCAUUUUCAUGAACCUGGCCAUCCCAGGAAUCGUCCCUAUGCCCAAAGGACUCUCAUCCGAUAUGACCAAAAGGACUGUCCCACCAGACUUCUUCGUAGCUUCCCGUUUUAAGCCUACAGGUUUCCAUUCCCCUGUAAGACCGGUCAAGGUCUGUGGUAUCCGCUUCACCGUAACCAACCAUGAUAUCUUCUUGGUGGGUGUCGGAUUCCCUGUUCGGCUGGACACGAAUUACUUUUCUGUCCGGCAACCGAAAUACGAAGGUAACCUCCGCUUCUUGUACAAGAUACAAGAAGACAAAAUCGAGAGGGAAGACAUGAAUGUCAGUUUCAGCCUCGCCAGGGACAAAGAUGUUAGACUGAGGCUGAGGAAGACCUACUAUGUGAGAAAAGGCAUUGAAUGCGAACUGGAACUUCACGUCAAUGCCAUGCUUGCCGAAGACGUCGUGAUACCGAACAUGAGAAAUCGGAAGAAGGAAGACGUAGUAGAUGGCAUUACUUUUCACUUUCAUCAGUUUAACAGAGGUCAGGCCAGUAAUGCCUCAGAGAUCAUGGAAUUUUCUGAAAUUUAUUACUACUUCUGAAUUUUCACGCUUUUUUUCUGAGUGUGUUGAAAGUUGAAAUGGCUGAUUACAAAUAACUGCAAAGCAGUUAUUUUUUGAUAAUAUUUGACAGAUGAAUGGUCUGAUCUUGAAAAGGUUACUCAAGAGAAGAUGUUUAUGUGCAUAAAUAAUCAAAGAACCGAAACGUUGUUUCGUUACCCAUGGCAUUACAGCCAUAUAUUGCACAUUGUAAAAUGGGUGAAUGUUACCAAAAUGAAGAUUUUACA